This is a messenger RNA of Olea europaea var. sylvestris, 1728 nucleotides long. Its product is annotated as dolichyl-diphosphooligosaccharide--protein glycosyltransferase 48 kDa subunit-like. Gene Ontology annotation, cellular component: endoplasmic reticulum membrane; oligosaccharyltransferase complex. Lineage: Eukaryota; Viridiplantae; Streptophyta; Magnoliopsida; Lamiales; Oleaceae. Bases 80 to 1405 code for a protein of 441 amino acids. The transcript has 13 exons. The record is from RefSeq and is a predicted model, not a curated record.
CGAUAGUCCUCUAAUACUCCAACAAGUACACAGGUAGACUCCGUUUCAGAUUUCAUCCCCUAAACCCUCGCAAAAAACAAUGGCAGGAAGAAAAUUCACCGCCAUUUCCUUGCUUAUGCUGAAUCUGCUCUCACUUUUGCCGCUCCUCACCAUCUCCUUCUCCCAUGAUCAACCAACAGAUCGUCGCAUUUUAGUCCUUCUCGACGAUCUAGCCCUCAAAUCCUCGCAUUCAAUUUUCUUCACCUCAUUACAGUCCCGUGGUUUCGACCUCGAUUUUAAGCUAGCGGAUGACCCUUCAAUCGCUGUCAAGCGAUAUGGGCAGUACUUGUACGAUGGGCUUAUCCUCUUCUCGCCUUCCACUGACCGGUUUGGAGGGUCGUUGGAUUUGGAGGGGGUUUUGGAUUUCGUUGACUCCGGGCAUGACUUAAUUUUGGCCGCGGAUGUCAGUGCAUCGGAUUUGAUCCGGAGUGUUGCUGCUGAAUGUGGGGUAGAUUUUGAUGAGGAUCCCUCUGCUAUGGUUAUCGAUCACAUUGGAUAUGCUGUUUCACAAAUUGAGGGAGACCACACACUAAUAGCUGCUGAUGAUUUUGUUCAAUCCGAUAUUAUUUUGGGAAAUGCAAAGAUCGAGGCCCCUGUGCUUUUCAAAGGGACUGGGCAUUCACUUAAUCCAGACAAUAGUUUGGUUCUGAAGGUUCUUUCAGCAUCUUCUUCAGCAUAUUCAGCUAAUCCAGCAUCCAAGUUGUCAAACCCGCCGUCGCUUACUGGAUCUGCUAUCUCGUUAGUUUCAGUUGUGCAGGCUAGAAACAAUGCACGUAUUAUUAUCUCUGGUUCUUUGGACUUGUUUGGCAACCGAUUGUUCAGAUCAGGAGUGCAAAAGGCUGGGAGUUCAUACAAAUAUGAGAAAUCAGGCAAUGAACAGUUUGUCACUGAACUUAGUAAAUGGGUCUUCCACGAGAGGGGUCAUCUGAAGGCUGUCAAUCUUAAGCACAACAAGGUUGGAGGAACAGAUGAACCUUCAAUGUAUAGGAUAAACGACGACCUGGAAUUUUCUGUUGAAAUCUAUGAGUGGACUGGUGCUAGCUGGGUACCAUAUGUUGCAAAUGACGUCCAAGUGCAGUUCUACAUGAUGAGCCCUUAUGUCUUGAAAACCUUAUCUACUGAUCUGAAGGGACUCUAUCACACUUCUUUUAAGAUACCAGAUGUUUAUGGAGUUUUCCAGUUCAAAGUUGAGUAUCAGAGGCUUGGAUACACUAGUCUCUCACUUUCAAAGCAGAUUCCAGUGCGACCCUUCCGACACAAUGAAUAUGAAAGAUUUAUAACAACAGCUUUUCCCUAUUAUGGAGCUUCAUUUUCUAUGAUGGCGGGAUUUUUCAUUUUCAGCAUUGUGUACCUUUACAACAAGUAGGAACCUCGAAUAUUGCUUCGACUAUGAGAUAAUUGUUGGACUCUAUUUCCUGAAGUCUUGUUCCAUUUCUGGGAAGAUGAUGAAGGAUUUUUAACAUUUACUUCUAGCAAAAGGUGUAAGCUACUUAGAUAUUUCAGAGCAUAAUUUUGAUUGUACUAAUCCUCCAACAUCUGCUAGAUAUUCACUGAUACUGUUGUAAUGGCAGUUUCUUAGCUGAGUUAAUGUAUUUUACCGUUUUGGCACUUGUGUAUAUAAUAUGGUAAAGUUGUAGACUUUUAGACGCGGAAAUACUGAUUUAAGAAUAGUUUUAAUUCCCUUGUCAA